CCCUCGCUGGUUUAAGCCUUAACAGCAGCAGCAGCAGCACUUGUGCGUCCAUGUGAGGAGAAGCUGCGGCCGCAGGACGCACAAGUCCCGCUUCCUCCCUCUGCUCCAUCUGCUGCAGCUUGUUUUGAACUUUGUGAUCUCCUGGGAAAGACGAUGUUUGCGUCGCAGAUCAACAAGUCCUCGGUGUUUCCGCCACAGUGACCGUGGAUGGCUGCGGAAUGGAGAUCGCCUUGGUGAGUUUUGAGAACGGCGGCGCCAAAGGGAGCGGUGGAGGCGGAGGAGGCAGCAAUGCCGAGGAGAGCUGCCGGAACGCGCUGGAUGUCCCUCAUCCCGGCUUCGUGCAGACUGGACUCGGGGAGGACUUCGGCAAAGAGCUGAACACCCGGGGGAGUCCUCAGCAGCGGCUGCACCCGCUCCACAGCUCGUGGAAAAUCAACGACAUGAACAGCACUUUCAGCUGCAGCGAGAACGCCAUGGAUGCGCUUUUACGCGCGGACCACAGUCCGCAUCUGUUCGACGAGGACAUGCUGGACAUGGACAUGGACACGGAGAGCAACGAGAGGGUGCUCAUCAACAUCGCCGGGCUGAGGUACGAGACCCAGCUGGGCACCCUCAACCAGUUCCCCGACACUUUGCUCGGAGACCCCGCCAAGAGGAUCAAGUACUUCGACCCGCUCCGGAACGAGUACUUCUUCGACCGCAACAGACCGAGUUUUGACGGGAUUUUGUAUUUUUAUCAGUCAGGGGGGAAGAUCCGGAGACCCGUGAACGUGUCCAUCGACGUGUUCGCGGAUGAGAUUCGGUUUUACCAGCUGGGGGAGGAGGCCAUGGAGCGGUUCCGAGAGGACGAAGGCUUUAUAAAAGAGGAGGAGAAGCCGCUGCCUCAGAACGAGUUCCAGAAGCAGGUCUGGCUCAUAUUCGAGUACCCGGAGAGCUCGAGUCCGGCCCGGGGCAUCGCCAUCGUGUCCGUGCUCGUCAUCACCAUAUCCAUCAUCACCUUCUGCCUGGAGACGCUGCCAGAGUUCAGGGACGAGCGGGAGCUGAUGGUCACCAGCCGCCUGGACAACAGCACCGCGCCCCGGCCGUCCCUCACCUUCACCGACCCCUUCUUCAUCAUCGAGACCACGUGCGUCAUCUGGUUCACCUUCGAGCUCUUCGUGCGCUUCUUCGCGUGCCCGAGCAAGUCCGAGUUCUCCAAGACCAUCAUGAACAUCAUCGACAUCAUGUCCAUCAUGCCUUACUUCAUCACAGUGGGCACGGAGCUGGCGGAGCAGCAGGGCCAGGAGCACCAGAACGGGCAGCAGGCCAUGUCCCUGGCCAUCCUGAGGGUCAUCCGCCUGGUGCGGGUCUUCAGGAUCUUCAAGCUCUCCAGACACUCCAAGGGGCUCCAGAUCCUGGGGCAGACCCUGAAGGCCAGCAUGCGGGAGCUGGGCCUGCUCAUCUUCUUCCUCUUCAUCGGGGUCAUCCUCUUCUCCAGCGCCGUGUUCUUCGCGGAAGCGGACGAGCCGGAGUCUCACUUCUCCAGCAUCCCGGACGCCUUCUGGUGGGCGGUGGUCACCAUGACCACGGUGGGCUACGGGGACAUGAGGCCGGUGACGGUGGGGGGGAAGAUCGUGGGCUCCCUGUGCGCCAUCGCCGGUGUGCUCACCAUCGCGCUGCCGGUGCCGGUCAUCGUGUCCAACUUCAACUACUUCUACCACCGGGAGACGGACCAGGACCAGUCCUCCCUGAAGGACGAGCCCAACAGCGGCAGAGCGAGUCCCGAGCUCAAGCGCAAAGGAAGUAAAUCCUCCGCCAAGUCUCAGGACGCAGAGAACAACGACGCGUCCGCUUCCGGAGAGAAGGCGAAUAUCAAAGCCAACAGCAGCAUGGACUUCAAGAGAUCCCUUUACGCGUUCUGCCUGAACACACGGGAGACGGACCUGUAGACCCCCCCACUGUGACACACCGAGACCCAUAGUUCUGUAGAAUAAACCCCCGUUAAUGGGCUCUUAAGUCUUUGCACAUGGCGCAGGAGGAUCAACACAUCGCAAUCCUGAAAAGUUUUAAGAGCGACGGGGUUGAUUUAUAAAAAGCACAUUUUAAUCCGCCUCAAUCUGGUGAGCACAUCCCUGAGUGAAGAGUUCUGACCCAACCACGGAGCACGUGAUGCAACACGGAGGCCCUUUAAUUCAGCAGGACCGUCAUCAAGGGUCGACUCGGGAGAAUUACUUGACAUCAGCAGGAGACGAACACGAGCUCCACUGCACUCUUUGUACAUAAUGUAGGAAACAGUCCAUAUUCUGUAACACGAGAAAAAGCCAAAUUUUGUUUUUUCUUACCUUCCCUACAUUUAGUCAUUAUGUUUACAAGAAAAGUUGCCGCAAAAGUGUACAUAUAUCCCACACGCCUACUAGUUAUGAAUUGGAUUACGGUGUUAUUGUAGAUUUUGAAAAAAGGAAAAGAAAUAAGUAUAUUUUUGAGAUGCAGACGCCUGUUUUCCUUCGCUCAGGUUCUGUCAAAGAAGUGAAACACUUUCCCUUUUUCCAGCUGAGAGUCGCUUCGCUCUCCGAGGACCUACAGAGGAUUUCAGACGCUGAACAACAGCAGCCUUGUUUAUGAUCAUUUGAAACUGAACGGAGGUUUUUGAGUUUUUGAGAAUUAAAGGACCUUGUGGAAGUAAACUGAAGGAAUGAGCCAAGAAAAGAGGACAGAGCAGAGACCACCUGGAGAGAUGCAGCCACACGGACACCAGAGUCGACGCCCUGCCCUCCGACCAUCAGGAGACUUCCCCACAGGACCCCGUCCCCCUGGGAUCAAACACUGCUGCUGCAGCGUCGAACACCCACUUUUGGAACUUUGUGCCUUCAACCAAAAUUCACCAGUGAUACUUCUGAAGCUUUUAUUUUCUCGCAUCUUUUGUUAGUUUUUCCUUCGUGAGGACAGAGGAUCAAUCUGCCUGAGGUACGAGGGCCUGGGAUUGUGCUGCUUUGUCUCUCUGGAGAAAAAGAAGAAUCAAACCGAGCCAGGACAUGCAACUUUUGAUUAUGUUAAUGUCCUAAAAUGUUCUUUUUUUCUACAAAUAGUGUCAGUGAUUUACUUCAUAUCAGAAGAAAUCCCUUGCUGUGCAAUAUCAGUGGAUAUUUAUGUGAAGUUGUCAUGUGGAUGUAGACUUUGGACAAACUUUUUGGUUUAUUUUUGUAACGAUGUUUUCCUGAUUUCUAUUUUUCUAAAACGAUAAGUCAGAUGAGGGGAGAGAAAAAAAAAUACGUGAAGGGAAUGAAGACGUUUGGUUGUUGCUAAAAGACGAUUUGUUCAAGUUCAGUUUUCCUCAACUACAUUCCCUCCUGCUCGGACCAGGGCCAAAGCCAUAGCCUAUCUCAGAACCCGAUGCACCGGACGUUGGAAACCCCCCCCCCCGGGGCCCGAGCAGCGAGAUGCAUUCAGGCUCUCCGCGCUGGGGCCCACACCACAAGCUCGUUGUGUCGGCUCCUCUCGGCUGGUGGACUUCUCGAGCGGUGUUCUGGUUUCUACUGUUACGUUCAGGGGCUUGAAUCUGAAGUAUUUAGUAUUCUCUACCUUUGUGUGGCCUGUUCUUCUUGCUGUUAUUUUGUACUUCCUCCUACAUAUCAGUCGAGCAACUAUAAGAGACAUGAGUACAUAUGUGCGUGCACGUCGGAGAGGAUGAGCGAGUGGGAGGUGAAAUACUGUAAAUUCUCAAACAAAAGACAAGCAAUGAUCAGGUGUCAUUCAAAAUGUCACACACAAAGUUAAUAGAUUUAAAAAUGCAAACAUGUGAAGAAAAGUCUGUAUUUAAUUGAACUGCGUUAAGAUGCAACAUGAACAAACCGGAUGGUUCCACUAUUUAAUCUGGUGAGUUCUACCACUGGGUUCCAGUUUGUGUCACCGUGAAAAUACGUUAACAAGCCAAAACGAACCCAGGGUUCAUCUGACUGAAGAAAUUCUAAAUACAAUCUUUAACAACGUAGACAAUCAGUAAAAAAUACUCCCACAGCUGCAGGUAUUUCCAGAAUCCUCUUCAAACCAUUUGGAUAAAAAAAUAUUACGUCUGUUGCACAAUUAGAAAUAUUUAUCCUUAUAUAUAUCUUUUAUUCUUUACAGGUUUUACGAGCUGUGACUGUUUCCAAUCCAAACAAACAUGGUAGCUAGCAUCGACAUAUCUCACGCUCAAUGACAUGAACCAAAAAAUUACAGUAUUGUUUGUAUUGAUGUUAAUUUAUUUUAUUUUUAUACACAGUAAUAUAUUUAUUUAAUGCAUCUGUUUGUUUUGUUUCGAGCAGGGACAUGUGUAAUUUCUGGAUUCAUAGAAAUUAGUGUUUAAAAUCUUUAUUUCGCAGCAAUCAAAUCUGUUUUUUCAUCCAGAUGUUUUUGAGGAUGUUUGAGUGAGAAACUAAAUGUACGUUAGAUUUGUGCCUUGUUUUCUGAAGUAGCUUCACCUGGAUAUGUUUUCAAACUGCGUCGGUUCUGUGCAGGGACGUUCACUGUGGUCGACACAUCGGAAACUACUGUUAAUUACCAGUGAAUCCCAGUUAACUAGUCUGUGACCCCAGUUAACUAGUGUCACAGCCGGCAGAUGUCAAAUUUAUGAUCUUGAUAAAUUACCAUGAACUGGCUGUGGAACCGGUUCCUGGAUUGUCAAGGUUACACGUUAUUUGUUUAACAUAAAAUAAAAAUGAUCAGAUAAAAUAAUGUGGCCAUUUGAGAAUUUACAGUAACUCCAGUUUUAUUGUUUCAACCCUGUUUUCUGCCGUCGUGAAUCGUGUUCUGUGAAUCCUUGAAGCUGCUAAUCCAUGUAAUGUGUAGAUGGGAGAUAUCCAGCCUUAUCCCUGACGUCCUAUCAGCAUCCUCCAUAUACCUCACACACACACACACGCACACACACACACACACACACACACACACACACACACACACACACACACACACACACACACACACACACACACACACACACACACACACACACACACACACACACGUAAUCAUUCUUCAGGCGUAUUGAUUUCAGUUUCAUGCAUCAGUGAUUCACUUGCCUCAGUUUGUGCCUUUCAGGGAAUCGUCGCUUUCACAAAACAAAACUUUUCAGUUCAGUGGUUUUAUUUUCACCCGUUUUUCAAAAUGAAUCUUUAUUCAUUCAACCAAACGAAGGUGACAACUACUUUAACAAGUAUGUGGACUGCAAACCUCGAUGUGUGACAGUGGAACAUAUCAUUCCUUUGAUUACUUUAUUAUCAAGAGAAACAUAAACCGUUAAAUUCCAUUUGAUUGUGAGGUAAAAAUGAUCUGCAUGAAAAAAACAUUUCUAUUUAUCUUUUACUCUUCAAGGACGUAUUUUGAGUGACCGACCCGUGGAAGACGAUUUGUUCUCCAGUCGAUACGGAAUCAGAAGAACGUGGGUGGAAGACGUAAUAAACACAUGAAACUUGUUCAACUCAGUCUCUUGUCUCCACAAGUUAAUUAGACGUGAGAGAGAGAAGUCCUGAUAAAAGGCUCCAGAUCAAAGCCCCGGACUUUUGGCUCAUCUUUCAAAACCACAUGAGAGAAAAGGAUCCUGACGCAACAGGAACAUAUCAGUUUGAGUUCCCUCCUCAGUUUCGUUGAAGGUUUGUAAAACAUUUCAGGAGAAACUUUCUGUGACUUCUGGACACAAGAGUCUUCACAGUUCUCAGAAAUCUCUUCUGAAGUUUUUCUUUUUUCUGCAACUGAAUCAUAACGAUGAAAAACCCUCAAAGGCACAAACUGGUCCACAAGUUCAUUUCAACUAAAUCCACCUUUUACAGCAUUUUAACAUGUUGCUUGAAAAGCAAGUGUUUGUAGGAAAACAUACAAGUGUUUGGUCUCUUUUUUUAUGGUAAUUGUUCUUUUUUUAUUGCAUGGUUUUGACUGAACUCCGCCCCAUGAUGAUGUGUUCUGCCAACAGUAGUGGAGGUAGUUUCCCUUCUGUGUGGAGUCAGUGGACUCUGCUGCCUGUGAGUGUGAAUCGUCCGUCGAGCUGCCUCCGUCCAUCAAGUACCUUUUACUGACACGUUCCCCAAAACAACGCUGCCAAAUUGGUCUGAAUAAGCCAAAUUUUUUUCUGACGUUCUCUGUGUAUAGGUGGUUGAAGUGUAUCACAUGUUAAACCUCAUCCCGUUAAUGUUACGUUGUGUUUUUAACAAAAAAGAAUCCUGUUUGUUAAAAUGUUGAUAAUAUAUGCAGAAGACUUACGAAAUAAACUGAAACAAACUCAAA
Messenger RNA from Hippoglossus stenolepis (Pacific halibut), 6231 nucleotides. RefSeq names its product potassium voltage-gated channel subfamily A member 1. The transcript is spliced from 2 exons. NCBI's taxonomy places the organism in Eukaryota, Metazoa, Chordata, Actinopteri, Pleuronectiformes, Pleuronectidae. Gene Ontology annotation, molecular function: protein binding; delayed rectifier potassium channel activity. Bases 219 to 1928 code for a protein of 569 amino acids. The record is from RefSeq and is a predicted model, not a curated record. Gene Ontology annotation, cellular component: membrane; voltage-gated potassium channel complex. Gene Ontology annotation, biological process: potassium ion transmembrane transport; protein homooligomerization.